GUCGCAGUUUGGUCGGAAAACCUGGGAUAAGGGUUUUUCCGUCAAACUGGUUAUGUUGUCAAUGGGGGGUUUACAGUCCCCCAUUCUUGAUGAGGUUGGUACCUCUAGACUCGGAAUCGUAUGAUGAUGUCGAUUCGAGUGUUUAAUUUCUGUUUGGGGGUCGGAUUACAUGUCCUUAACCCCAGACUCUGAUUGUCUGCAUGUACGUGUGUGUUUCUCUGCAGAUUUUGAGAAAAUUUCUUCCCAAGGUAAUGCUGGAGACAGGGCCGUCCCUCAACACGAGGUUGGGGGCGCCGCUGUUGUGCAUGACAUGCCUCCCAUCUGCUUUAUUAGGAAGCGGAGAAGCAGUAAGAAGAAGUCUGGGAGUGUGGUGGGCACCCUUACAGAGAAUGGUCCUCUCGUGGAUGCAUGUGCUCUUACUGACGUCGAGUGGGCCGAAGCCAGACACAUGGCCGGUCCUACUGUUGAUAUCAUGAGACCUGAGGCAGGGAGCCCGACGUCCUCCUGUUCCUCCGGAUUUUUCGCGGUUCAUCUGGACGCGAUGGACCAUGGGUUCCGCUUUCCGUUGCAUCCCUUCUUCGUGGAAUACCUUAACUGGGUUGGUCUGCUACCAUGCCAGGUAACUCCCAACGGUUUCUACUUGAUUGCAACUUUUCUCCUGCGCUGCCGCGUUCUGGGCCUGAACGCCAGUGUCGGCUUGUUCAGGCUUCUGUUCCAAAUCGGGCUCAACAGUUCGCUGGAGAACCAAGGCUAUGCCCUUAUUUCUCAGAGGCCCGGUAGGAGCGGGUUCCGCCACAUCCCGCUCCUCGCCCUGGGUGGAGGCACCAGUUCGUGUUCAUUUGCACUGACAGGAGGGAUGGUUCCCCCUUUACUGUCCCAGGUUCCCUGAAUUUCAACAUGCACGAUGCUGGCGUGCUAGGCGAGUUUGCCGAUGAUGUGGGUACCUACGUCGGGUACGGUGAUAAUUAUAUCACCUCCUUUUUGCCCGAGGAAAAGAUGGUGGACCCGGGUUUCACUUCUUUCACUGAGGUUCCAGUUGAGGACCAAGGGGUUGCCGUUGGUGCGGCACCUCAAAAUGGGGAUAAGGUUGGCGCCCAGGAGGAGGCUGACAUCGCUGCGGCCAUUGCUGCAUCCCUGGCUAUGGGACAGGGCUCUGGUGAUGGGCCACUGCCUCAGAUGUGUUGGGUCCACAGUCCUCAGGUGAAGAGAGCUUUUGCCCACAUGUCUCCUCCCAGGUCCGAAUCUUCAUAGGAUGAGGAGCCCGCGUUGGAGAGGAAGAAACCCUUUGGGAUGGUGUCUGCUCCUGGGCUUUUGAAUUCUGCAGGGAUGGUAGAUCCUGCCAAGGUUGAAGUUGAGCCGGUCAAGAGAAUGGUAGAUCCUGCCAAGGUUGAUUUGGAGGCAGAUCCUGUCCAGCCUGCUGUCGUUUCACCAGGUAUAUUCCAUCUCGACUAUGGAUUGUCUCUCUGUAUUGUGCGCCGUCGUGGUAAUUUUACCUUCCUGGUUUUUUCGUUACAGGCAGUGCCAACCUGUUUGAUCUCCUUGACCUUGCCCAGGAGGGUGGGAGGAAAACCCAGCCCUCGGCCGGUGUUAAGUAUGCUGACCGGUCCCCCAAAGGCUCCUCCUCCUCCCAGAGUUCAGGGAAUGGAGGUAAUGAUGAUGCUACUGACUCUCCCGACUCGGGGAAUGCCCGUGUCAGUGACGGCGGUGACAAGGAGACUAUUGAAACCGUUACCGUGGCCGCCGCCGCAGCGAAUGUCGGUACUGCCCCAGCACCUGACAUGGUCAUGGGCUUUGGAUGAUGAUGAUGAAAAGGAGACAAUUGAACAGCUCCAAAGCCGUCUGGGUUCAGAAGCUGCAGGUCCCACUAGUGUCACCCCCAAGGGUGGGGAUGAGGUCGACAAGGAGACUAUUGAGCAGCUUCGGGUCCGUUUAGGCUCAGAUCCUGCAGGCCCCAGCAGCGCUGCUCCGGCUAGUGGCCGGUCCAAGCGUUCUAUAGCCAGGGGAGUGGCCCUCCUCAUGAUUCUGCCAGCACGAGGAAAAGGCAACCCCUCCAUUUCUCUCUCCGGGAUGAUCAAGGCUUCAUCUCUGAAGAUGCUGGGGCUAUGGAUCUGCUGGCAGGGCUGAGGCUACCCUGUGAUACUGAGAUCCUUGAUGAGAUGGAUACUCCAUUUGUUGCCAAGGAACUUACAUCCAGCGCCUUUAAGGCUGCCGUGUUGGGCUAUGAGAUGGCUCUCAGGGUAGAGGAUGUCGAGCUCAAGGCGAGGGUAGCCGUUCAGAAGAGGGCGGAUCUCCUCAAGGGCAGACAUUUGGCCGAGCAGGCCCUGAAGGUUGCCCAGGAGCAGAUUUACGAGCUCAAGAAGAGGGCUCAAGAUGCUGAGGCCCGGUUCCACGAAUGCCAAGCGCAGUUCGGGGCUCUCAAGGAGACGGCUGAUGCGUCCUUCCGGGCUCUUAGUGAUACGGAGAUUUAUGCACGAAGUGCUGAAGACCGGGCCCGUGAUGCCGAUGAGAGGGCGACCACUGCUAUUGAGAAAGCAAAAAUCGCCACGACCGAAUGGCAGAGGAUGAUAGAUGUCUCCAGCUUGGCAAUGAAGGAGAGGGACCGGCUUAAAAAGGUUCUUGCGGUCAAUGAGGCUGAGUUGUGCUCAUCGAGGUCCCGGUGCUUGAUGUUAGAGGAUCAGCUCGUGGUGGUUACCCGGGAGCGCCGCGAAUGGGAAGCGGACCACGACAGGGUGGCCCUUGAGCUUGAAGACGCCCGUUCCCAAACUAUUAAACAGGGGCGCAUCCUGGAGAGGCUUAGGAAACAAGCGGAGGAUGCCAAGGCCCGGGUGGCUGGGCUCGAGAUUGAUCUCGCCUCCCGAGAUGCUGACCUGGGUAAGCUGAGGGAGGAGCUUUCCGAGGUUCGGCUUGAUUCCGGGCAUGUCAAGGCACGGAUAAUGUCAUUGGAAGCCGAGAUGGCUGCCACACAGAAGAAGCUGGAAAAUUAUAUGGUAGGGCAUUCCACAGCUGUUGAAAGAGCGAAAGGUGGCGCUGUAUCUGAGUUCCAGGCCUCGUGCUCCACGGAUCCGGCCUCUCCCUCAGCUGUCAACUGGCUUCAUGGGGUCAUGGGCAAGCACAUUAACAGCUGGUUGGCCACGCCUGCAGGUCUGGAGUUCGUGCGAGAGCAGUUUCUGCCUACCCUGUAGUAUGGGAAGUUCCAGAUGCAGAAGGAUAUAUAUGACACACUUUAUAAGAACCUGCCUGGCUUCAAGCCCAAGAACUAUAAGCUACCUAAGCUCAUGAAGCACCCUCAGACUGCCCCCAAUCAACAACUCCAGUAUUCUCUGACGACUCAAGCAUAACCAGUCGAAGCCGGCGAGGAGGUAGAGCAGAAGAAGAAGAAGAAGAAGAAGAAGAAGAAGAGGAAAAGAAAAGAAUAAAUUCCCCCUCCCCUUAAUCUUUUCUACGAAUAUCAGGCUGUUGGGACGUUGUUAUAAAACUCUUGAAUCACCUUUGGAUUUGCUUGGGUAUAAUAUUUGUUAUCCUUCUUUUCUUAUUUCAGUUUAUUUUCCUUCUCUGUGUUUGUUGCCUUUUCGUGUGUGUCUGCAUAUUUGCACAGAAAUUUGCUCAGUGGGGAUAGGCCAUGUAUACAUAUCUGGCUUGUCCUCCUUUUGAUCUGAGCUCAGCAUGUGUUUGUUGAGUCUUAGUAGUUGCUUCCAGCAGAGGUUGCUUUAGUCAGCCUCGUUUGGGUAAGGCCUUGCUUGUUCUUUGCUAUUUAACCUAGCGAUGAAUCUGCGUUUAGUUAUCCAUGCUGCAUUCUGCAUGUUGCAUGCGUUGUGCAGUAAUGGGACCUCGAGGGCCCAUUACUGUACAGUUUGCCAGUAGCAAUGAUUGCUAACUGUUGGAGCUUUUGUCGGAGCUUUUGGUCUUGGCUUCACUUUGGAGUUUUAGGCCGAGUUUCUUCUUUGGAGUCUGUAGCUUUUCUUCUUGGUGCCCUGUGCUUCACAAAGCGUUUGGGAAUAGUUUUUCUUUUUAGGAAAAUGGUUUGAAAAUCUUCCUUGAUCGGAUUUCUAUCCCCAGCUAGGGUUGUGUGUUUGAUUGAUGUGUUGGACAGGUGAGGUGACCUUAUUAUUUAAGGUCCCCCUCUGUCUGCUGACAUGGGCUUGUGUAAUGAAGAGCAUUCGCCCUAUUUGUAGUGAAAAAGCUUUAGUUUUGUUGCUGCAGUUUUCACUCGCUGUGAGUGACUGCUGCGAAGGUAUUUUUGUUUAACAAAAUAUCCCGAACAACUUAUAAUGUACAAACAGAACCUGGGAAGUAGGCUCUGAGUUGUUCGCCGGGCUUGAGAAGUGGGCCCUGCAGUUAUAAUCCGAGCGCGAGAUCUUUUAAGCGAGCUCGGCUGGAUUUCGCAGUAGUGCGUUGUGGUGCAGCCGGACUUUAAUUCCAGACCGUUUUGGCUUUGUGCCGGUAAUUUUGAUAACGACCUCCUUCCAGACCGCGAGAUAUGGACUAGAGCUCGGCUAUGCGUGAUUUUGAUAACGACCCCCAGCGGUGUCGGAAGCGAGAGGUGCGGGCAGUCGGACUUUAAUUCCAGACUGUGGCAUUUCGCCAUCAAUUCAGGGAGCCUCUCCACCUUCCAGACCGCGAGAUAUGGACUCGAGCUCGGCGCUGCGAGAUUCAUGCGAGAGCUCGGUGGGUCGGAAGCGAGUGGUGCUCAACCUAGGUCAGGACCAUCAUGUAGCCCAGCCUUUGGCGUAGCGCCAUCAAUUUAGGGAACUGACCUCCUCCCAGACCGCGAGAUGUGGAGCAGAGCUCGGCGCUGCGAGAUUCGUACGAGAGCUCGGCUGGAUCGGGAGCGAGAGGUGCUCGACCAAGGUCAGGACCGUCAGGUAGCCCAGCCUUCGGCAUUGCGCCUCUAUCUCCCCCCGCCUUCAAUGCUAAAGGGGGAGACGCAUAUUCGUGGGGUGCGAUGACUUAUAAAAUCGGCUCAAUCCCAAAUUCGGGAGCCGCAUUGAGCUGUUAUCCCAGCUUUGUGAGGAAGGAACAAGGAUUUAUUUAGAUGCCUUGACUUCUUCGUUCGGGAGCCGCGUUGAGCUAUUAUCUCUGUUUUGUGAAGAAGGAACAAGGACUUGUAUAGAUGCCUUGGCUUCUUCGUUUGGGAGCCGCGUGGGGCUAUUGUCCCUGUUUUGUGUGGAGGGCUUACAGAAUGGCCUCGGAGAUCGGGAGCCAUUGAGGGUGUUAUUCCCAGAUAUGGGAGGGCUUACAAAGUGGCCUCGGAGAAUUGAUCGCAGACUAGAGAGUCCUCGCUUGCGAGGGCUUACAAAGUGGCCUCGGCUUAUCGGAGUUCUGGCUGAAGAGCCUGUGUUUGCGAGGAUUUACGGAGUCACCUCGGCUUUGGGGCUCGGCUGAAGGAGCGUGUGUCCUCGAGGGAUUACAAAGUGACUUCAGGACUUGGAACCGCUGGGGUUAUUGUCGUCGAGGUCUUACAAAGUGGCCUUGGAAUGAGUGGGCUGAAGGGCCUGCGUCUAUGGGGACUUAUUAAGUUGUCCCGACUCGUGUUACUGUUGAGUGUGGACGGGAAGGCUUAUAGUUUGCUUCCAAGGAGAGUUCUUUAUUUAAACCCCUCCUUUAUUGAUUUUGAUGGUAGCUGUGAACAACUUACAGUGUGCGGCUGAGGCCGCUAUCAGUGACCUCGGAUGUCCAAUGCUAAUGAGUGCGCAAAGUCUCCGUUUGGCGAGGGCUCAUUGUCUCCUUUACAGCGAUGGGUCACUGGUAGUACCUCACCAGGUGGUGGACGUUCCAUAAUCUAGGAACCUCCGUGCCUCUUGGGGUGCUCAGUUUAUAGGUUCCGGGCCGGACUACAGUUGUGAUGAUGUAGGGCCCUUCAAAUUUUUUGGCCAUCUUCCCCCCUUCAUUAGGCUGGCUGGCCGCCCGUUGCCUGAGGACGUAGUCCCCCACUUGGAACUCCCGACCUCGGACUCGAGAGUCAUAGUAGCUUUUGACUUGGCGUCUGUAAUUUUUCGACCUCAAGAAUGCGUUUUCUCUCCUUUCAUCAACAAAGUUGAGAUCAAUCCGCAUGUUCUGUUCGUUCUGCUCGGGGUCAUACGCCAGGACCCGCGGGGUCGGAAUUGUGACUUCUGUGGGGGCUUUGGCUUCAAAGCCGUAACAGAGUGAGAAUGGAGUCUCACCCGUUGCUCUACGGGGAGUUGUUCUGUAAGCCCACAGAAUGUUAUGGAGUUCUUCCACCCAGCCUCCGCCUUCAUUUCGAGCUUCUUUUUUAAGCCCGUCAGGAUGGUGCGGUUGGCAUUUUCCACUUGUCCGUUGCACUGAGGGUAAGCGACGGAGGCUGCAGUGUGUUUGAUUCCCCAGCUGGCCAACAUAUCCUGGAAACCUUUGGCCUCGAACUGAGUACCGUUGUCGGUGGCACACCGAAGCGAGUGAGGAUGUUUUUGUGGAUAAAUCGCCUGCACUGCGCCUCGGUUAUGUUGUCCAGUGGUUCUGCUUCUAUCCAUUUGGUGAAGUAAUCAAUAGCGACUAUGAUCCACCUGCAGUUGCCAGUGCCUCGAGGAAGUUGACCCACGAGGUCUACGCCCCAUCUGGAGAAUGGAAUUGUCGUGCUUAUGGGGGCGUAGUUCACUGCUGGGUGUACCGGGGCGUUCUGGAGUUGCUGGCACGCGUUGCAAGUGCGUGCCAUCCGGGCGCAGUCCUUUACCAUGGUAGGCCAGAAAUAUCCUUGCAAUAGGAGUUUUCUGGACUUUGAGUGAGGGCCUUGAUGUGCUGAGCAGACCCCGUCAUGGAUCUCCUCCAUGGCCAGUUUAACCUCAUUGGGGUUGAGGCAGCGUAGGAGCGUGCCGUUGUAAGACCUUUUGUAUAGCACACCAUCGAGGAGGGCGUAGGUCGGAGCUCGGAGCUUGACGAGCCUGGCCUCGGCCUCACCCUGGGGCCGUUGCCCAUUGUCAAUGUACUAUUUUAGGUCAGUAGUCGAGUCCCUUGGGACGGAUUGUACCUGGUGUAUGAGAGUCUGUUGUAUGCUUGGUGUUGACAGUUCCUCCACCUGAGCGAUCUUAGAGAUGUGCUCAGGAGUGUCCGAGCUCAGUUUGGACAGGAUGUCAGCUUCCUGAUUCGGAGCUCGUGGUAUCUGCAGGAUUUCAUACAUCUGGAAAGUUCCCAGGAGCUCCAGUGCGGAAGCUUUGUAUUCUUUCAUCCUGGCCUCCUUUGUUUCACAGGAGCCUUUGAU
Molecule: messenger RNA, 7210 nt
Organism: Cuscuta europaea
Lineage: Eukaryota; Viridiplantae; Streptophyta; Magnoliopsida; Solanales; Convolvulaceae
Source: the annotation of a GenBank genome assembly